CCUCUGCCCCCACUCUCCGCCCCAGCCGCCAUUGCCUCGUGCCCGCGCCGGUCGGUUGGUGGCGCCUUUGUCCUACGGCGGGCAGGUGGGCUGAGGUGGAGGCGGCAGGGGCGGGCCUGAGGCGAAGGAGAGGUCGGGAGCCCGCCGCGCUGGUAGCGAUAUUAAUAAGGCAGCGGAAAGAAGAAAUAUGAAUACGGCUCCAUCAAGACCCAGCCCCACACGAAGAGAUCCAUAUGGCUUUGGAGACGGUCGAGAUACAAGACGUGAUAGAUCCCCAAUCCGAGGAAGUCCAAGGAGAGAGCCCAGGGAUGGCAGAAAUGGCCGUGAUGCCCGUGAUAGCAGAGCCAUGCGAGACCCCCGAGACUUGCGGGACCACAGAGAUAGCAGAGACAUUCGGGAUCACAGAGACAGCAGAAGUAUGCGUGAUGCUCGGGACAUGAGAGACCUUAGAGACUUUCGUGAUCUAAGAGACUCUAGGGAUUUUCGAGAUCACCGGGACCCCAUGUACGACAGAUACAGAGAUAUGAGAGACUCCCGAGAGCCCAUGUACAGGAGAGAAAGCUCUUAUGACCGAUACCUGCGAAUGGAUGACUAUUGCAGGAGGAAGGACGAUGCUUAUUUUGACCGCUAUAGAGAUAGCUUUGAUGGACGAGGCCCUCCAGGCCCAGAAAGUCAGUCUCGUGCAAAAGAGCGUUUGAAACGUGAGGAACGGCGUAGAGAAGAACUUUAUCGUCAAUAUUUUGAGGAAAUCCAGAGACGUUUUGAUGCCGAGAGGCCUGUUGAUUGUUCUGUGAUUGUGGUCAACAAGCAGACUAAAGAUUAUGCUGAAUCUGUGGGGCGGAAGGUACGAGACCUAGGCAUGGUAGUGGACUUGAUCUUCCUCAACACAGAGGUGUCCCUGUCACAAGCCUUGGAGGAUGUUAGCAGGGGUGGGUCUCCUUUUGCUAUCGUCAUCACCCAGCAACACCAGAUUCACCGCUCCUGCACAGUCAACAUCAUGUUUGGAACCCCACAAGAGCAUCGCAACAUGCCCCAGGCAGACGCCAUGGUGCUGGUGGCCAGAAAUUAUGAGCGCUACAAGAAUGAGUGUCGGGAGAAGGAACGUGAGGAGAUUGCCAGACAGGCAGCCAAGAUGGCUGAUGAAGCCAUCUUGCAAGAAAGGGAGCGUGGAGGCCCCGAGGAAGGAGUGCGCGGGGGGCACCCCCCGGCCAUCCAAAGCCUCCUCAACCUACUGGCAGAUAAUAGGUACCUCACUGCCGAGGAGACUGACAAGAUUAUCAACUACCUGCGAGAGCGGAAGGAGCGCCUUAUGAGGAGCAGCACCGACUCUCUGCCUGGUGAGCUACGUGGCAGGGCCGAGGCCCGAUUUCCCGCCAACCACUCGGGGCGACCUCGGGUGCCUCGCUGAAGACACAGCCAAGCUCCCAACCGCUCCAGAGCGGCCAAGUGCUCCCCUCUGCUACACCCAGUCCAGCUGCACCCCCCACCUCCCAGCAAGAGCUUCAGGCCAAAAUCCUCAGCCUCUUCAAUAGUGGCACGGUUGUGGCCAAUAGCAGCUCUGCAUCCCCCUCCGUCGUUGCCGGAAACACCCAGAACCAGAAUUUUUCCACAGCAGCGAACAGCCAGCCUCAGCAAAGAUCACAGGCCUCUGGCAAUCAGCCUCCAAACAUUUUGGGACAGGCGGGAUCUGCUCGGAACAUGGGCCCCAGGCCUGGGGCUCCUUCCCAAGGGCUCUUUGGCCAACCUUCCAGUCGCCUAGCACCUGCCAGCAACAUGGCUAGCCAGAGGCCCGUGUCUUCCACGGGUAUCAACUUUGACAAUCCAAGUGUACAGAAGGCUCUGGACACCCUGAUCCAGAGUGGCCCUGCUCUCUCCCACCUGGUUAGCCAAACCGCAGCACAGGUGGGGCGGCCCCAGGCCCCGAUGGGAUCUUACCAGAGGCAUUACUGAGGCUCAGUCUCUCAACUACCCCUCCCCCCCGUCCCCUCAUCCCCUGGCCUCCCACCAACUGCGUUCAAAUAGAGUUAUUUGGAGGAUGUUCUCUGCGCCUCUCCAGCUCUACAUCGAAUGUUUCUACCACCUGCUCUCUCUCCUGCCCGAGGCUGUGUUGCUUACUCCUUCCAGAGUCAGUUUAUACUGCAUUUGGGGGUGUAUCUUUUUUUGUUUUUGUUUUUUGUUUUGUAGAAAAUAAAUACAUCUGGGGUCACCUGGGCAGUAUAGGUGUCUGGGCUCAGUUUAUAUGUCA
Molecule: messenger RNA, 2245 nt
Organism: Mirounga angustirostris (Northern elephant seal)
Lineage: Eukaryota; Metazoa; Chordata; Mammalia; Carnivora; Phocidae
Gene: NCOA5
Product: nuclear receptor coactivator 5
Exons: 8
Coding region: 188-1408 (406 amino acids)
Biological process (GO): regulation of signal transduction
Cellular component (GO): nucleoplasm
Source: RefSeq, a predicted model, not a curated record